AUGGUUCAACGACACACUCGUUGUAGUACAAGUUAUUGUCUUAGAAAGAAGUCAAAUGAAACAGAGUUGAAAUGUAGAUUUCAUUUCCCUUUUGAUAUUUGUCCUAAGACAAAAUUAGAAUUUGAAAAAAUUCAUACUUCAGGUGAUAAUGAGCAUUAUCGAGCUAAGAUUGUGACUAAACGAAAUGACUCUAGGUUAAAUAACCAUCAACAACUUCAGCUCCAAGGAUGGAGAGCUAACUGUGAUAUUCAAGUUGUUAUUGAUCACUAUGCUUGUGUUGAAUAUCUCACAAAAUAUGCAGCUAAAGGUGAGCCAAGAUCACCUAUAUUGAAACAGGCAUUCAAUUCUAUUGUGCAAAAUGUCGAUAGUAAUAGUGACCCUCGUAGAGUUAUUAAGAAGGUAGUUAUGAAAUCUCUUGGUGAAAGAGAUUAUGCAGCUCAAGAGACAAUGCAUCAUUUGUUGUCUUUAAAGCUUCACAGCUCAUCCUUUAAAGUGAUGCCAGUUAGUCUAAAUGGUUCACGUAGAGUGCGUGAUACUGCAAGUAUUGAUGAGGGUGAAUCGUGCACUGAUUAUUCACUUCUUGAUGUGUAUGCUAAUCGUGAACAAUAUGAGAGUUCACAAAAUAUAACAAAUAUGAACUUUGUUCAAUUUGCUACAACAUACAAAGUUGUUAACAAUGAACUGACAAAAUUGCCAGAGAAUGUUAUACCGCGAAUAUUUCCAACAUAUUCUCCUAAUCCCAAAGGUCCAAAUUUUGGCCUAUAUUGUAAAUAUCAACUUUUGAGGUAUAAACCCUGGAGAACAACCCAAAAUAAUGCAUGGGGUGACCAAGAACCAACUGACGAGGUUCUGAUCAAUUGUUGGCAUGACUUUUUACAAACACCUUAUGGGCAGUCUAAUGUCCCAGACUGGUUUGAUAAAUUACAAGCUGUCAUUCAAAGUCAAGAACCAGAAGAUGAACCUUCUGAAGAACAGGAGACAACUCGAGAAGA
This is a messenger RNA of Paramuricea clavata, 992 nucleotides long. The record is from the annotation of a GenBank genome assembly. Lineage: Eukaryota; Metazoa; Cnidaria; Anthozoa; Malacalcyonacea; Plexauridae.